AUUCUCCUUAAAGAGCUUACAUUUCAGUUUGCAUCCUCUGUAAUUGAACAUCAUCCAAAACUGAAACAAAAUUUUCAGCACAUAUACCCAAUUCACCUCAAGCACAAAUACAGCCAGUUUGCCGGACUUAAAACAACUCAGGACUGUUCGAUUGCAAUGAGAACAAAACACAAGAAAUUAUUCAACUGAUGAAAACAUUGUCUGACUUAUUUGUUCCAAUUAAAGAUGGAGAUAUGGUUGAACCAGUGUUUUUUGGAGGUGACAGACUCACAGAUGAACGAGUAAAUGGUGCCCAGUGUGCAAUGAAAAAUGAAAAUUCACCUACAGAGAGAUUAGAAGGCUUCAUCUCUAAAAUUGAGGAUUUCCACCGCCUUAUGAACUUUUUAGAGGCUAUCCACAAACUGACCUACGACACAGGAAGUGGGCGUGAUCCUUGCACCAUGUAUUACUAUAGAAACCUUCUGAAUGCAAGAAAUGUGAAGGGACAUGUGAAGAAUUCUUACAGGCCUUACAAGCAGCUCUUUUAUACAGUCCUUGAUGCUUUGUGCAUUGUACAUUUUUUAAAUCAUUUUCAUCUUGCUGAUCUGGAUUCAGAAAUUCCAUUCCCAGACAAUUUUAUGCAAAUGACCAAUGAAGACAAAAUAGACUGGUUGAAUGAAACCUGCAGAACAAUAUUGAAAGGUGAAUUCUUUGAUAAUGAAGACGACAUUUUCUCCUCCUUGAGAAAAAUACUGGAAGAUCCAAAUCAUGAAGAAAACUACUGGGUAUCUUGCCGCCAGAAUCAGAGAUUUCAUUGUCAUUUCUGUGACAGAAAUUAUGCUUGUGUAGGAUCUCUAAAAGCACACGAAGAGAGAGUUCACAACUAUAUUGCUAGGGUGCAGAAAAAAACACAGAGCAAAGAACAAAGAAAACUAAAGGACUACAUCAGUAUGCUGUUCAAAUUAAUUUUGAUUCACAGAAACCUGGAUGAGGCCGUAGACAUGGGAGACGGAGAACGUUCUACAAGAUCUGCGAAAUAUGAACUUCCCAUUUACCACAAAACGGGGAAAACGAAAUACACAAUUGGAUCUAUACACCUCACUGCACUUGUUUCAGGGCUGCUUUCACCUCAGCAAACUGAGCGUCUUAUUGCAAACCGUUUUGUGAAUGUGCAAGGAGGUGCCAAUAACAAUAUUGCUCUUGAUGAAUAUCUUGAGAUGCUCAAUAGAGACAGCAAAAUUGCGUGCAGGGGCCACCAAACAAAGGAAAGUAUCCUCAAGCAUUCAAAGGAAUACCCUCUUCUUGUAGAAAUGACCAAACAUGUGGAAAAAAUCAGCAGUGCAAGUGUACGUAAAGGUUUUCACCAUUUGCCAUCAUACACAGCUGAUGUGCAACUUGUCCUGAAAGACCUGCUGGAAAGAAAUGCUGUUCAGAGUGAAGAGGAAAUCAAAUGUAAAAACUUAAUUGCAGAACGAAACCCAUUUGACAAAUGUGCAAGUAAACUAUCAACAAUGAUUCAAAGGCAUAACCCAACAUCCCCAUAUUGCAGACUGAAAGACCCUCAUGUUUAAAUGACUAUGUAUGUACAUAGUAAUUAACUUCUUAAUUUUUCUGAUAGAAUGCAGUUGUUCAUAAUUAAAAAUCUUAUUACCAAAUCUGCAAUAGACUGACUGAAUUUUAAAUGCAAGUUGACAUUUGUUUACUUCAUAAGUUAAUUACCAAGAUGUGACUAUUUGAACUUUACAAGUACCUAAUAUCACUGUUUAUUUGCAGAAUGUGCAGAACAUUGAUUAUACUGUAAUUCAAAAUACUGCUCAGACUGUCAAGUACAUGUAGAUACUAAAUGUUGAAAUUAACCAUUGUGUAAAUGCAUAAGCAUGUGAACUGUAUGUUAAAAUCAUGCCCACGUAAAGACUCAUUAAGUACAUGUAAAAAUAAAGAAGUAAAACAUAAGCUAAUUAUCUUUAUUAACACGAGCAAAAGAUGUAAAAAUAAAAGAUUACAAGGA
Magallana angulata is the source of this 1987-nucleotide messenger RNA. RefSeq lists its product as uncharacterized. Bases 189 to 1550 code for a protein of 453 amino acids. The record is from RefSeq and is a predicted model, not a curated record. The transcript has 4 exons. NCBI's taxonomy places the organism in Eukaryota, Metazoa, Mollusca, Bivalvia, Ostreida, Ostreidae.